AAAGGGUCAGCUCAACCCUCUUCAACAUAAAAACAAAGCAAUUUCUCAUUUUCCUUCUCAAUUAUCCUUUCUAUAUCUCAAAAAUUCGUACUUAAAAAAAUAAUAGAAUUUGCUAAUUUUGAAGAAUUUUCGAGUUUGCGUUGCAUCUUCAGUAAAUUUUUACCAGGUUGAUAUUUUAACAGAUACAAGCUGUUAAGUGCGACUUGUGCUUAUAGCAGGUAAUGAUAGCCAUAUAGUAUGGAAUCACACAAUCUGUAUGGAUAUGGUGCGACUGAUGUGAAUUUGCCAUAUUCUUACUCUAUGACUACUACCCCUUCGAUACCUAAUAGGCUGUUGGGAAUAUUGAAAUUUGAUUCGGGAAAUUCUCCGAAUUCUCCAUUUGCAAACUAUAAUGAUCCUGGUACCCCUACCACAUUAAGUGAUAGCCUGGAGCAACACAGCUCUACUGAAAAUAUUUCAGGGACUAGUCCUUGCAGUAAUUCCUCGCGGGAUUAUAAUCAUUAUUUCUGUAGGCCUAGUCCCUCUCCAGAUAUCCACCAUAACAAUCUUCUGGUUUAUUCUGGUGAUAAUUCUUUACUCCAGUAUGCAAAUCACAGUCACAACAUGAAACAUGCGCUGCUUCAAUUAGAGACCGCUUUAAUGGGGCCAGAAGAAGUCACAACAUCCAGCCCCUCUGCAGGGGAAAUUCAGCAGCCACAAGCAUCAGGUGGUCAGAGGUCCGGUAUGUGGCACCAAGAUGGCCAGGUUCCAUAUCGAAUUGAAACACAGCCAUCACAUGUUUCUGUUUUUGGCAUAUCAGGGGAUAUAAUUCAAAGUGAGGAGCAUCACAAACCGAUGGUGGAUUAUCCGUCGCAGGGGAUUCCUUUUGGCAACCUAAAGGAGCUGCUUAUCGCGUGUGCCAGAGCUCUUGCUGAGAACAACUUGGAUGAUUUUGAAAAAUUGAUUGCCAAGGCAAGAAGUGCUGUGUCCAUUACUGGUGAUCCAAUCCAGCGUCUCGGUGCUUACAUCGUAGAAGGGCUAGUAGCAAGAAAAGAAGCAUCCGGAACCAACAUAUACAGGGCUCUCAGAUGUAAGGAACCAGCAGGCUGGGACUUGCUUUCCUACAUGCAUAUCUUAUAUGAGAUAUGCCCUUAUCUAAAGUUCGGUUACAUGGCUGCAAAUGGUGCAAUAGCAGAUGCGUGUAGAAAUGAAAAUCGCAUUCACAUUAUAGACUUCCAAAUUGCACAAGGGACUCAAUGGCUGACUCUUCUUCAAGCUCUUGCGGCCAGGCCAAGCGGUGCACCUUAUGUACGUAUUACAGGUAUUGAUGAUCCAGUUUCAAAAUACGCCCGAGGAGAUGGAUUGGCCGUAGUGGGAAAAAAGCUCGCAGCAAUUUCUGAGAAAUUCAACAUUCCUGUUGAGUUUCAUGCUGUACCAGUUUUUGCUCCUGAAGUCACCAGGGACAUGCUUGAUGUGAGGCCUGGUGAGGCUCUGGCAGUAAACUUCCCUUUGACACUUCACCACACACCUGAUGAGAGCGUUGACGUGACUAAUCCAAGGGAUGAGCUUCUAAGGAUGGUGAAGUCAUUUUCUCCAAAGGUGGUCACGUUGGUGGAACAAGAAUCAAACACAAACACCGCCCCCUUUUUCCCUCGAUUUCAAGAAGCUCUAGACUACUAUUCUGCAAUGUUCGAGUCCAUAGAUGUGACAUUAGAAAGGGACAGGAAGGAAAGAAUCAACGUGGAGCAGCAUUGUUUGGCAAGGGAUAUAGUUAACGUCAUAGCAUGUGAGGGCAUGGAAAGAGUGGAACGCCACGAGCUAUUAGGGAAAUGGAAAUUGAGGUUCACAAUGGCAGGGUUCCACCAGUAUCCUCUGAGCUCUUACGUGAAUUCAGUGAUAAAGAGCCUCAUGAGGUGCUACUCAGAACAUUAUACACUGGUGGAGAAAGAUGGAGCUAUGUUGUUGGGAUGGAAAAAGAGGAACCUAAUCUCUGCAUCAGCUUGGCACUGAAGAAAAUUACGAAAGGACAGCCUGGUGGACUAAGCUCUCGGGGUCUAGCGAAGAUCUAGUUUAGCAAAUAACUAAGUAUGUAAGUUCAGUAAGUGGAGAAAGCAGCAGAUGAAAUAGCCUUUCUUUCAUGUUAUGUAGUUUCACUCUUCCAUAGAUAAUUUCAUGUAUCAAAAUGUUUGUCCCUUUAAUUUGGAAUUUUUCUUGCAUGAUCUUC
Solanum lycopersicum (tomato) is the source of this 2203-nucleotide messenger RNA. RefSeq names its product GRAS2 protein (gene GRAS2). The record is from RefSeq and is marked validated. Lineage: Eukaryota; Viridiplantae; Streptophyta; Magnoliopsida; Solanales; Solanaceae. Gene Ontology annotation, molecular function: sequence-specific DNA binding; DNA-binding transcription factor activity. Gene Ontology annotation, cellular component: nucleus. Gene Ontology annotation, biological process: regulation of DNA-templated transcription.